AUGGGGAAACACAACGUGGUGAUCACUCGGCUGCCAAAAGGGGAGUAUGGGAUAGCGUCUGCAGCCAGUGUCGCGCGGGAUAUGGUACGCAGCUUUCCCAAUAUCAGGAUUGGCCUUAUGGUUGGCAUCGGUGGUGGUGCACCCAGUAAACGCCACGAUAUCCGACUCGGUGAUAUUGUGGUUAGUGCACCCCACAAUGGAAAGGGAGGUUUAUUUCAGUAUGACUUUGGGAAAACUAUACAAGACCAGGAAUUUCGGUCUACAGGAUUCUUAGAUCAACCCCCUGGUGUACUCCGAGCCGCAAUUGGUGACAUUGAAGCUGAAUAUGAGAUGGACGGCCAUCGCCUUGAGGAAGCAAUCGAUAGUGUGCUUGAAAAGCGACCAAAGCUGCGAAAAAACUACAAGCGACCAGAGCUAAAUAGCGACCGACUAUACCAAUCACACAUUAUUCAUCCUUGCAAUGAUGGAAGUUGUGACGCAGUGUGUGGAGAUGACGAAUCGAAGUUGAUUAUGCGGCUUGACCGAAGCGAUGAAGAUGAUAACCCAGCUAUUCAUUAUGGCUUGAUUGCAUCUGCAAACCAGAUGAUGAAGGAUGCCUUAAUUCGAGACAAACUUUCCGCUGAGAAGGAUGUCCUCUGCUUUGAAAUGGAAGCUGCAGGACUGAUGAACCACUUCCCUUGCCUCGUCAUACGGGGUAUCUGUGACUAUUCAGACUCACACAAGAACAAAAAAUGGCAAGGAUAUGCUGCAAUGGCUGCGGCUUCCUAUGCUAAAGACCUACUCUCUCGCAUUCUGCCGAUUAAAGUUGAAGUGGAGAAGAGAAUCGAUGAUAUACUUUCUUCGGUUAUAGAGAACAUAAAUGAAGUACAAAAUACUGCUCAGAAGACAAAUGCUGUAAUCAAGCUCCUGGAUAGUGAUCGACGGCGCGAGAAAGUAAUUGCGAAGCUGCCAUAUGCAAAAGGCUCCACAUUCGACUCUUUUGAUGGGGCCCUUGAUCCAAGAUGCCAUCCAGGAACAAGAGUUGACCUGCAUCGUCAAAUUAAAGAAUGGGCAGAAAAUGGACAAGGAAAGUCGAUGUUCUGGCUGAAGGGGAUGGCCGGUACAGGAAAAUCAACGAUUUCUCGAACAGUAGCCGAGUCAUUUAACGAGGAAGGAAAAUUAGGAGCCAGUUUCUUCUUCAAACGAGGUGAGGCCGAUCGGGGUAGUGUGGCUAUGCUUUUUACCACGAUUUGCGUACAACUCUUAGCCAAGAUUCCGUCGCUGAUCACCCACGUCGAAAUGGCGACUGAUGCCGAUCCCAAUAUAUCUGACAAAUCGAUAGGAGAGCAGUUUGAGAAGCUGAUCUGUCUACCUCUGUCACAGAUACGGCAUCAUCUCCCCCAAGCUCCGAAACUCAUUAUAGUAAUUGAUGCCUUAGAUGAAUGUACACAGAAGGGAGACACUCUCCUUCGCCUUUUAUCACAAACGAGGAAUAAAUGGUCACCAAGCUUGCAGAUAUUUAUCACGAGCAGACCGGAGCAGCAAAUUCGAUCUGGAUUUGCAGAAGUACCGGAAGAGGUACGCGAGAACAUAGAGCUUCAUGAAAUACCGCAUCAUAUCAUCAGGCAAGACAUUACCACUUUCUUAGAAUACAGGUUUGCACAAAUCCAGGAGAAAUAUACGAAAGAUGGCCGGUCACUUCCAUUUGAUUGGCCUGGCCUCGAGGCAAUAUCAGCCUUGGUUGAAAUGGCUGUUCCACUUUUUAUUUUUGCUGCUACCCUUUGCCGAUUUGUCGAAGAUGAAGUGUAUUCAAACCCAUCAGACCAGCUGAAAAAAGUUCUUAAGUAUCGAAAUAUGAAAAGUGACUUUGAAAUGGAUAAGCUGGAUGCCACUUACUCUCCAAUUCUGAAGCAGCUGAUUCAUGGACGCCCAGAAAAGGCGCAGAAAUCACUGGUGGAGAGAUUCCGAAUCAUUGUAGGCACAAUUGUUCACUUAGCUGAGCCACUUUCACGGUCAUCUCUAGCCUCUUUGCUUGAUAUCGACAGCCAACAGGUUGAAGGGCAGCUCUCAUCCCUGCAUUCUGUCCUUAGUGUGCCAUCCUCUGCAGAAUCGCCGAUUAGGAUGCUGCACCUCUCAUUUCGUGAUUUCCUUGUUGAUCCCGAAACACGCAAGACGAAUCCAUUCUGGAUAAAUGAAAGAGAGAAGCAUAGUGAGGUUCUGGCGAAAUGUCUUGAUCGGAUGUCUCGACCGGGGUGCCUGCAAGAAAAUAUGUGCAAUCUGCCAGACCACGGAACACUACGAGCUGAGAUCGAUAGCAGAAUUAUAACCGACUACUUACCACCAGACGUGCAAUAUGCUUGCCGCUUUUGGGUGUACCAUUUAAAAGAAAGUCUAAAAGAAACUCAGACGUGCAUCAAUGACAAUGAUCCAGUCCAUAUGUUUCUACUUAACCACUUUUUACAUUGGCUAGAAUCAUUGAGCCUUUUAGGACGAAUUGCGGAAAGUAUUACCAUAAUUCGUACAUUACAAACCCUUGUUAAUGAUAGAAAUACAGAAAUAUCCAAAUUACUUGAUGAUGCAAUACGAUUUAUCCGAAAAAAUAGCUCAAUAAUUGACCGUGCACCUCUUCAGGUGCAUUCAUCUGCGCUUAUUUUCAGCCCUAAGAGAAGCAUAAUUAGGAAUAUAUAUAUUGAUAAAAUUCCUAGUUUUAUUCAAAGAUUGCCGGAAGUUGAAUCAGAUUGGAGUGCAAUGCUGCAGACCCUUGAAGGCCAUUCUAAGUCAGUUCGGGCAGUGAUGUUCUCUCCCGAUGGCAAACUACUGGCCUCAUGCUCUGAUGAUCGGACAGUCAAGCUGUGGGAUCCAGCUACUGGCGCCCUACUACAGACCCUUGAAGGUCAUUCAAAUUCAGUUCAGGUAGUGGCGUUCUCUCCCGAUGGCAAACUACUGGCCUCAUGCUCUGAUGAUCGGACAGUCAAGCUGUGGGAUCCAGCUACCGACAUCAUUCUGCAGACCCUUGAAGGCCAUUCUGGUUCAGUUAGGAAAAUGGUGUUUUCUCCUGAUGGCAAACUGCUGGCCUCAUGCUCUGAUCGGACAGUCAAGCUGUGGGAUCCAGCUACUGGCACCAUUCUGCAGACCCUUGAAGGCCAUUCUAGUUUAGUUUGGACAGUGGCAUUCUCUCCCGAUGGCAAACUACUGGCCUCAGGCUCUGGUGAUCGGACAGUCAAGCUGUGGGAUCCAGCUACUGGCACCCUACUACAGACCCUUGAAGGCUGUUCUGAUUCAGUUCUGUUUGUGUGGUUCUCUCCUGAUGGCAAAUUUCUGGAGACUGAACAAGGACGAUUCAAUAUUGAAUCUCUUUGUGUUCGCAGUAUCUCUCCAACAGCAAGUGAUCUCUACAACAAUGUAGCGAAUGUUCACAGUCUCUCUCCAACAGCAAGUAGUCUUCAUAACAAUAUAUUAGCGAAGCAGGAGUGGGUGACUCGAGAUGAUACUAAUGUUAUUUGGUUGCCUGUGGAGUAUCGAGUAACUUGCCCCGCCACCCAUGAGAGCAUGCUUGCUAUGGGUCAUACUUCGGGUCGAGUUACAUUUCUGAAGUUAAUCUAA
Messenger RNA from Talaromyces rugulosus, 3582 nucleotides. RefSeq lists its product as uncharacterized. The coding region runs from base 1 to 3582 and encodes 1193 amino acids. The record is from RefSeq and is a predicted model, not a curated record. Lineage: Eukaryota; Fungi; Ascomycota; Eurotiomycetes; Eurotiales; Trichocomaceae. Gene Ontology annotation, molecular function: catalytic activity; protein binding. The transcript has 3 exons. Gene Ontology annotation, biological process: nucleoside metabolic process.